AACUGGGCAAACAAUUGACACGAGAAAUCCAGCCAAAGCUACAGGUAUUUUUACAGAACCAAGUGGCAGUUCCUUCGGAAUAAAAAAAUUACAGAGUAAAAUAUUAUUUCAUUCAUUACAACCAACUCUUAGUAAUACAGUAGCCAAAUUCCAGCAUUAUCCUUCUGAUAUUUUCCCCCAUUUACCCUGUCUUGAAUAAUUCAGAAGUUCCAAAUCAAACACUUGGGCAGUCCAAUAGUUCCUGGACUCGAGAUUUGUAAGCAUCAAUAGCUAGGGGUACGUUCGAGUCAGCUGUUAAUUCCGGUGCACUGGUUUGCCGAUCCAGACCAUGUACAUCCAGUCAGUGUUGCCAAGCCAGAGCAUGUACGCAGUGCAGCAGAUAACCAGACGCUUUAUCUUCCGCAUUGUGGACUCGUCACUCGUUGGUACCACUCUUCUCUGGACAGGAGGCGGAUGGUUUGGUGAUACGUGUAUUCAAAAUAUCCACAGCCCUUGAGAGAGUUUGCAUUUAAGGAUAAGGUGGAUGUGAAGCAGAGAUGGAUGUGUUAUGGACCUUGUUCUGCGGGAACUCUGAUUGUUCAGAAUACAAACACAGGCCUUGUGGUUCUUACUUAAUGGUUGAAACUCAUCCCUCAUGCAUCCGUCAUGUGUUGAUCUUUGUUUUCGAUGUAUUACUUUUAGUCAUGCUCUUAAUCAAUAUAUUUUUCAAGAAGCCAAAUACAUCCGCAAACAGGUUUUGUCGAGUUUCGUGUUUGCAGCUGAUAUCUGCCAUUUAUAAUGGCGUCCUGGGAUUGGGUUACUUUUGUUUGGGUGUUUUGACAUUAGAAGAGAAGUGGAGGAGAAAACAAACGAUUGUACCUUUAAAUUGGAGGUUGCUAGUUUUGUUUCAUGGACUGACUUGGUUGUUAUUGAGUUUAGCCUUGAGUCUUUGGGGAAAGCGUUUCUCAAGAGUCCCAAUGUGCAUUUUGUCAGUUUUUGCCUUUUUAUACUGGGGAGUUUCUUUUGCUCUGUCUUCUUUUGCUGCCAUUGCUCACAAAGAGUUGGCAAUGAUCAUAACCUCCGAUGCGCUAUCAUUUCUUGGUGCAAGUUUAUUAUUGCUAUGCACUUACAAGCGAUUGGUUCACGAAGAAAAUGAAAAUGAUCUUUAUAGCCCCUUAAAUGGUGACUGCAGUGUUCCCGGUUUGAAAACUGAUCCUGUUGGCAUUGUCACUCCACUCAGCAGAGCUGGAUUUUUCAGUAAGAUGUCUUUUUGGUGGUUGAAUCCCUUGAUGAAAAAGGGUCGAAAGAAAACUCUUCAAGAUGAAGAUAUCCCUAAAUUGCGCAAAGAAGACCAAGCAGAGACAUGCUACUUGCUGUUCACCGAACAACUCAACAAACAGAAAGCCAAGGAUCCAUGGACUCGGCCAUCAGUUUUAAGGACAAUUAUUUUAUGCCACCAGAGAAACAUUCUCAUUUCUGGAUGCUUUGCACUUCUGAAGAUCAUCUCUAUAUCUGCUGGACCACUGCUUCUUAACGCUUUCAUUAACGCCUCUGAAGGUAAUGGAAAUUUUAAACACGAGGGCUAUGUAUUAGCUCUGUUGCUUUUCAUUUCAAAGAACUUAGAAUCCUUGUCACAAAGACAAUGGUACUUUAGGAGCAGACUGAUCGGUGUAAAAGUUAGGUCUUUGCUUACAGCAGCCAUCUACAAGAAGCAGUUGAGAUUAUCUAAUGCUGCAAGAACUGUGCACUCUGCUGGUGAAAUAAUGAACUAUGUUACUGUUGAUGCAUAUAGGAUUGGAGAGUUCCCUUUCUGGUUUCAUCAGUUGUGGACAACAAGCCUUCAACUCUGUUUCGCUCUUGUGAUCCUUUACCGUGCAGUUGGUCUUGCUACAGUUGCAUCAUUGGCUGCAAUAUUACUUACUGUUCUUUCCAAUACCCCCCUUGCUAAAUUACAGCACAAAUUCCAGUCUAAGCUUAUGUUAGCACAAGAUGAGAGGCUCAAAUUUAGUUCGGAGGCUCUUGUGAAUAUGAAGGUUCUGAAACUCUAUGCGUGGGAGAAUCAUUUUAAGAAUGCUAUAAUAAAAUUGAGGACAGUGGAGUUUAAAUGGUUAUCUAUUGUCCAGUUGCUUAGGGCAUAUAAUAGCUUCCUGUUCUGGUCGUCCCCCGUGUUGGUCUCUGCAGCUACUUUUGGAGCUUGCUAUUUCAUUGGAGUUCCAUUGAAUGCAAGCAAUGUGUUCACCUUUGUUGCAACAUUUCGUCUCGUCCAGGAUCCUGUGAGAUGUAUUCCUGAUCUUAUUGGGGUUGUUAUUCAGGCAAAUGUUGCAUUUACGAGAAUUUUAAAUUUUUUAGUGGCGCCUGAAUUGGAUACCUCAAAAGUACGGCACAAUUGGGACGGAAGAAAUGCAAACUGCAACAUUGUAAUUAAGUCGGCAGAUCUCUCAUGGGAGGAGAAUCCAGUGAAGCUAACACUUCAAAACAUCAAUUUAGAGGUCAGAGUGGGUGAAAAGGUCGCUAUAUGUGGAGAGGUUGGAUCAGGCAAGUCGACUCUUCUUGCAGCAAUUCUUGGAGAGGUUCCGAAGAUUAAUGACGGAACUAUACAAGUAUAUGGGAAUAUUGCCUAUGUUCCGCAAUCAGCAUGGAUCCAGACAGGAAGCAUACGAGAUAAUAUUCUUUUUGGAUCUGAUCUUGAUUGCGAGAGAUACCAGAACACAAUAGAGAUGUGUUCAUUGGUAAAGGACCUUGAGCUUCUACCUCAUGGCGAUCUCACUGAAAUUGGGGAAAGAGGAGUGAAUGUGAGUGGUGGGCAGAAGCAGAGAAUUCAGCUUGCUCGUGCACUCUAUCAAGAUGCAGACAUAUAUCUCUUGGAUGAUCCAUUCAGCGCCGUAGAUGCACAUACUGCCACCAGUUUAUUCAAUGAUUAUGUAAUGCACGCUCUGUCAGGAAAAACAGUCUUACUUGUGACUCACCAAGUUGAUUUCCUUCCUGCAUUUGAUUCUGUUCUGUUGAUGUCACACGGGAAAAUUUUGCAUGCUGCUCCUUAUCAUCUACUGAUGGCAUCCAGCAGAGAUUUCCAAGAUUUGGUUGAUGCACAUAAUAUAACUGCUGGUUCUGAGAGGCUUGCGGAGAUAAAUCCUUCCCAAGAGAGUGAAAUUGUUUAUGGGGAUAUUAGGAGGACUCACACCGAGAAGAAAUUUAAAGCUCCAGGAGAUGAUCAUUUAAUUAAGCAAGAGGAGCGAGAAGUUGGAGAUGCAGGUCUUAAACCUUAUAUGCAAUAUAUAAAUCAGAACAAAGGCUUGCCUCUGUUCUCGUUGGCUAUUAUUUCGCACUUGGCUUUUGUGACCUGUCAGAUAUUACAGAAUUUCUGGAUGGCUGCAAAUGUUGAAAAUCCUGAUGUCAGCACUUUAAGAUUAAUUCUAGUGUAUUUGGUUAUCGGAUUAAUAUCCACAUUGUUUCUAUUCAGUAGAUCUCUGGCUUCAGUGUUUUCUGGUCUGCAUUCGUCGAAGUCUAUGUUUUCACAGUUGUUAGAAUCUCUUUUUCGUGCUCCAAUGUCUUUUUAUGAUUCUACACCUUUGGGAAGGAUAUUGAGCCGGGUCUCAGCUGAUUUAAGUAUUGUUGACAUCGACCUUCCCUUUAGCUUGAUUUUUACUGUUACAGCCACCACUAAUGCUUGUUCCAACGUUGGAGUGAUAGCUGUUGUUACUUGGGAAGUUCUCUUUGUGGCCAUCCCAAUGAUCUAUGUGGUUAUCCUCUUACAGAGAUACUACUUUUCCUCUGCAAAAGAGUUGAUGCGGAUAAAUGGCACAACAAAGUCUUUGGUAGCUAACCAUCUUGCAGAAUCGCUAGCUGGUGCUAUGACAAUCAGAGCUUUUGAAGAGGACAAUAGAUUCUUUUCAAAAAACCUUGAACUAAUUGACACAAAUGCUAGCCCAUACUUGCACAAUUUUGCAGCAAAUGAAUGGUUGAUUCAACGUCUGGAAACACUCAGUGCAGUUGUUCUUUCUUCCUCUGCACUUUGCAUGGUUUUGCUUCCUCCUGGAACUUUCAGCCCUGGAUUUAUUGGAAUGGCUUUGUCCUACGGCUUUUCAUUAAACUCCUCACUGGUUGGCUCUAUCAGUAAUCAGUGUCUCUUGGCAAAUCAUAAUAUUUCAGUAGAAAGGCUUAAGCAGUACAUGCACAUACCAAGUGAAGCUCCUGAAGUUAACGAAGAAAAGCGUCCCCCUAACAAUUGGCCAGCUGUGGGCAAAGUCGACAUUCAAGAUUUGCAGAUCAAAUAUCGACCAUUUGCACCUCUCGUGCUUAGAGGUAUCAGUUGCACAUUUGAAGGUGGGAGCAAGAUAGGCAUUGUUGGUCGGACAGGUAGCGGCAAAAGUACCCUCAUAGGUGCCUUAUUCCGUCUGGUGGAGCCCUCAAAAGGGAAGAUAGUAGUGGACAGAAUUGACAUCUCUGCAAUUGGAUUGCAUGAUUUAAGGUCACAUUUUGGAAUAAUACCACAAGAUCCUACUCUUUUCAACGGAACUGUGAGAUACAAUUUAGAUCCCUUAUCUCAGCACACCGAUCAGGAAAUUUGGGAGGUCCUUGGGAAGUGUCAGCUAAGGGAGACCAUUCAGGAGAAAGAAGCUGGUCUUGAUUGUUUAGUGAUGGAAGAAGGGCUCAAUUGGAGCAUGGGGCAGCGGCAGCUGUUCUGUUUAGGCCGUGCCCUUCUGAGAAGGAGCAAGGUACUGGUCCUCGAUGAAGCAACUGCGUCAAUUGACAAUGCUACAGACUUGAUAUUGCAAAAAACUAUCAGAACUGAAUUUGUGGAUUGUACUGUAAUCACAGUGGCUCAUAGAAUACCUACAGUGAUGGAUUGCACGAUGAUCUUAGCUAUAAAUGAUGGAGAACUAGUGGAGUUUGAUGAGCCAAUGCACUUAAUGAAAAAAGAAGGUUCACUCUUUAGGCGGCUUGUCAAGGAAUAUUGGUCUCAAUAUCACUCUGCAGAAUCACAUUGACUUGUAGAAGCAAACAGUAUUUAGUAGAUUCUACUUGUCUCCCAGCUUUAAAACCGUUGUGAUUCCGUUUUCACGGGGUUACCUCAUAUCCUCUGCCAUUCGGCAAAGCUCGCUUUUAUCAGAUUUGACAGAUGUAUUAUAUAGUCUUUUAGAAGUAGGAUGCAUUAUAUUACCAGAAAACAGAGAAACAGAAUACCAUUAGACACCACAGUCUUAUGUAUUACUCGAGAACUGAUUGGAAUCUACACAGUUG
Daucus carota subsp. sativus is the source of this 5220-nucleotide messenger RNA. RefSeq names its product ABC transporter C family member 10-like. Gene Ontology annotation, cellular component: membrane. The transcript is spliced from 13 exons. The coding region runs from base 537 to 4967 and encodes 1476 amino acids. NCBI's taxonomy places the organism in Eukaryota, Viridiplantae, Streptophyta, Magnoliopsida, Apiales, Apiaceae. Gene Ontology annotation, biological process: transmembrane transport. Gene Ontology annotation, molecular function: ATP binding; ATP hydrolysis activity; ABC-type transporter activity. The record is from RefSeq and is a predicted model, not a curated record.